ACCCGUGCACUUGAACCCGGCCUACUACCAGACUUGAAAGUUGAACCCCUCUCUCCGAGUCCGAGCGUGGUGGUAGAGUGAAUACUGACUUGCGCAGGUGCAAGCACUUCCCUCUUCGUUUACGUGAGCUUGAUUUCUCGUCAUUCUGCUUGGACUCACGACCUGUUUGGUUCCUGGGAAAAUUGAGUAAAACAGAAAGAAAAAGCUCAAGUCUUGCAAUUUCUCAUAAUUGAGUGGAGAUGUUUUAGUUGCUGCUGCUGAGUUCCCAAAACAAAUGGGUAAUUCAGUGAAAUGAGCUUUUGUGUUGUGUAAGCUUUGUCUGAUUCUAUGGAGAUAGAUCUUGAACUGCCCUCAUGUUAGCAGGACAAGUUAGACAUUAGGGCAGAUAAGGAUGUUAACAUUGUAGAUGUCACUGAUGAGAUAAAUGUUGAGGAGGAGCGUGUUAGUUACCCGAUAAUGAGUGAUCGUGUUAAGGAAGUUGAUGGAUUGAAUGCAGAACAAGGUAUUGGGUCGGAUAAAGAUGUUGACAUUGUAGAUAUUUCCUAUGACGUAAAUGUUGAGGAGGAGCAUGUUGGUUCUCCACCAACAAGCUAUCAUGUUAAGGAAGUUGAUGGGUUGAAUGCAGAACAAAGUGUAGGGUUGGAUAAAGAUGUUGACAUUUUAGAUGUUGCGGAUGAGAUAAAUGUUGUGGAGGAGAGUGUUAGUGCUCUGACAACGAGUGAACAUGUUAGGGGAGCUGAUGGGUUGAGUGCAGAAGAAAGUGUUAGGUCAGGUAAACAUGUUAAUGGUGUAGAUGUCCCAUAUGAGAUAAAUGUUGAGGCGAAUGUUAGUUCUCCGACAACGAAUGAUCAUGUUAAGGAAGUUUAUGGGUUGAAUGCAGAACAACGUGUUGGGUCAGAUAGAGAUGUUGACAUUGUAGAUGUCAAUGAUGAGAUAAAUGUUGAUGAGGAGCAUGUUAGUUCUCUGACGAGUGACUGUGUUAAGGAAGAGGAUGGAUUCAAUGCAGACCAAAGUUUUGGGUCAGAUAAAGAUGUUGACAUUGUAGAUAUCACAGAUGAGGUAAAUGUUGAGGAGGAGCAUGUUACUUCUCCGAUAACAAGUGAUCAUGUUAUGGAAGUUGAUGGGUUGAAUGCAGAACAAAGUGUUUUUAGUUUGAAUGAUCAAAAUGAUCUGAACAAUGUCGGGGUAGAUUCCCUUGAUAAGGGGAAGGGGGUAGUUGAGGAGCCCGAAAAUGGUUUGGAGUUUGAGUCUAAGGAAGAAGCUUACUCUUACUACAGGGAGUAUGCCCGGUCUGUGGGAUUUGGCAUCACAAUUAAAGCCAGUCGGCGCUCAAAAAAAUCUGGAAAGUUCAUUGACAUAAAAAUUGCAUGCUCUAGAUUUGGAAGCAAGCGUGAGUUGGGAACAACUGUCAAUCCAAGAACAUGCAUCACAAAGACGGACUGCAAAGCUAGCUUGCAUAUAAAGAGGAAAGAGAGUGAAAAAUGGGUAGUACAUAGUUUUGUAAAGGAGCACAACCAUGAGAUUUGCCCAGAUGAUUUCAUUUAUGCUAUCAGCGGAAGGAACAAGAAACCUGCUAUCGUUGUUCCUCAGAAGACGGGUCUGCAGUUGGCUUUAGAUGAGGAAGAUGUAAGAGUAAUGUUUGAACAUUUUAUGUCUAUGCAGGAUGAGGAUCCCAACUUCUUCUAUGCAAUAGAUUUUGACCAUGAGAAACGAUUGAGUAGUGUGUUUUGGGUUGAUUCAAAAUGUAAGCGUGAUUAUAGCAGUUUCUGCGACGCAGUCUUCUUUGACACUUACUAUGUUAGAAACAAUUAUAAAAUUCCUUUUGUUCCUAUUGUUGGAGUUAAUCAUCACUUUCAGUACAUUUUGCUUGGAUGUGCAUUGAUUGGAGAAGAGACUACAUCGGCUUUCGUUUGGUUAAUGCGGACGUGGCUUAAAGCAGUGGGUGGCCAAGCUCCAGUAGUGGUUAUCACCGAUCAAGACAAAUUCCUGAAAGAAGCUGUAGAAGAUGUGUUUACUGAUGCACGCCAUUGUUUUUGCUUAUGGCAUGUAUUGACCAGGAUUCCUGGAAAUUUGGGUUCCAUAAAUGAGAAAGAAACAUUUAUCGAAAAAUUCAGCAAAUGCAUUUACCGGUCUUGGACAGUUGAGCAAUUUGAAAAGGAAUGGUCGAAACUGGUUGAUAGAUUUGAACUAAGAGAAAAUGAGUGGGUUCAUUCAUUGUAUGAAGAUCGUAAAAAGUGGGCCCCAACUUAUAUGCAGGAUUCGUUUUUAGCUGGAAUGUCAACAAGGGAGCGAUCUGGAAGUAUAACUUCAUUCUUUGAUAGGUACAUUUCUCAAGAAGCUACAUUUAAGGAUUUUAUUGAGCAGUACAAAGCAUUUUGUAAAGAUAGUUAUGACAUGGAAGCUGGCGCUUCUCUCAAAACACAGGAUAAACAACCUGGAUUAAGAUCCUUCUCGCCUUUUGAGAAACAAAUGUCAACUAUCUAUACUGAUGCUGUAUUUAAAAAAUUUGAGGACGAGGUUUUUGGACUAGCUUCUUGUCAUUUGAAGAAAGAAGGUGAAAAUGAAGCAUCUGUAAUCUUCCGGGUCACAGAUUUGGAAGAACGCCAGAAUUUCAUCGUGUCUUGGAAUGAAGCAGACCAAAAAGUAUGUUGUUUAUGUCAUUCAUUUGAAUGCAGAGGUUUUCUCUGUAGGCAUGCAAUUCUGGUCCUCCAGGUGUCUGGUGUUUACACAAUCCCAUCCCAUUAUAUUUUGAAGCGUUGGACUAAAGAUGCAAAAGUUAGGCAUACUGUUAGCGAUGGAUCGAAGAGGCUUAACUGCAGGGUGCAGCAUUUCAAUGAUCUAUGUAAAUUAGCUGUUAAGUUGGGUGAAGAGGGGUCUUUAUCUCCGGACGCUUACCACAUUGCACUUCAGGCAUUAGAAACAGUUAUGAAACAUUGUGUCGAUGUGAAUAAUUCUGUAAGAAGUGUUUUGGAACCCGUGUCAGCUAAUCAUGGUUUUAUUGACGUUGAACUAGUGGAUCCCAGCUGCAGUGUAGCCAAGUUGUCGAAGAAAAAGAAAACAUACAAAAAAAGAAAGGUGCAAACUGAACUGGAUGGCACUGCUAUCAGGUUGCAAGACAGCUGCCAGCAGAUGGAACUGAUGAAGUCCAGAGCACAUAAGCUUGAUAAUUGUUACGUCCCUCAGCAAGAAUCUGAACGGGGACAGUUGAACUCAAUUUCUCCUAUCCAUGAGGGUUGUUACGACAACCAACGGGUCACCCAGGGACAGGUUCAUUCGUUACCAACACAUACUCGUCACUUAGGGACCCAACAGAGCCUGCAAGGAAUGUUGCAGCUACAACCUAGUCCCAGAGCACCGAUUGUGCAUGGCUGUUAUGAGAUUCGGGGCAAUCCCGAAGAUAUGGAACAGUCUGUAGGCUCCUCGCGCAAGCAUCGACGUGAUAAGCACCCACCAAAAUAGCUGAGAGACAAUGCCCAUCCAUUGAGAUGAAGAGACUAUCGUCCAGUUGUAAAUUCAGCCUCAUGCCUGUAAACGAGGAUUGAAAAUGAUGAACUCAUAUAUCCACGUUUUUUCGGUACGUAGUGAUAAACCAAAUCCCAUUCCAUCUCCGUUUGCUAAUGCACAAUCACAAUCCAAUUCCAACAUGGAAUCCUCAGACGACAUGCCUACUCCAGAACAAGUUUCAUCCUGACUUAACUUCUAUUUAGUCCACGUUCUGUUUAGAUUGUAAUCCUAGUUCUACGUGUGUUUGUAUACUACUCCUAUAAAUAUCAAUGAACAUCGCUCACUCUGAUUAAGAGUUGAGAUUCUGCAAAUCAUAUUUACCAUCUUUCACAUAGAUGUUUUCGUUUUGUUCUUUUACUGAACAGUUGUACAAAACGAUGUCGGAAGAAACAACAUAAGUUGAAUUUUAUGUCAUGCACUCUUCAACUG
Malus domestica (apple) is the source of this 3933-nucleotide messenger RNA. Its product is annotated as protein FAR1-RELATED SEQUENCE 2. The record is from RefSeq and is a predicted model, not a curated record. Gene Ontology annotation, biological process: regulation of DNA-templated transcription. Gene Ontology annotation, molecular function: zinc ion binding. NCBI's taxonomy places the organism in Eukaryota, Viridiplantae, Streptophyta, Magnoliopsida, Rosales, Rosaceae.